UGCUCUUCUUAGUUCAGUCACUCGGUGCGCGAUGUGUUACUCACAGUGCGGCGGGGACCGCGAAGAGCCCUGGUCGCGGUUGGCAGCAGCAGCAGCAGCAGCAGCCCCGGCAGCAGCGCGGACCCGGAGUGCCCAGGCGCACCCCGGCACCCCGAGCGCGGUGCGGCGGCGGGACUAGUGCGGCCGCGCGAGCCUUAGGCUCGGCCCCUCGACUAGGGGACCCCGACUCUCCGCCCAGCCAGCGAGUCCCCAGGCGCCGCCCGAGAGCCCGGGAGGCAGCGGCCACGGGCAGCCGGGCCAGGCGGCGGCCACCGCCGGCGCUGGGCAUCCUCUGGGGCUCCGGAUCGCGGAGGGUGCUGCGCCACCGCUCGGUGUCGGCCCCCGCCGGCCUCCCCGAACCUUCCCCACCUCCUGGGCCCAAGGGACCUGGGCUCGAGCGGGCGAGCAGGGGUGAGGGAGCAGCCCCCGCCUGCGCCCCCUCUGCUCCCCCCGAGCCCCUUGACACUGGGCUGGGCAUCGCGGCCUGAAGUGCCCGGGAUGGCGAGCCCGCCGCUGCACGGGCCCCCGGCGCCGGCGGGCGGCGAUGGCCCCAACCUCAACAACAACAACAACAACAACAACCACAGCGUGCGCAAGUGCGGCUACCUGCGCAAGCAGAAGCACGGUCACAAGCGCUUUUUCGUGCUGCGCGGGCCCGGCGCGAGCAGCGACGAGGCGACAGCGGGCGGGGGUCCGGCGCCACAGCCUCCGCGGCUCGAGUACUAUGAGAGCGAGAAGAAGUGGCGGAGCAAGGCGGGCGCCCCGAAGCGGGUCAUCUCGCUGGACUGCUGCCUGAACAUCAACAAGCGCGCGGACGCCAAGCACAAGUACCUGAUCGCCCUCUACACCAAGGACGAGUACUUCGCCGUGGCCGCCGAGAACGAGCAGGAGCAGGAGGGCUGGUACCGCGCGCUCACCGACCUGGUCAGUGAGGGCCGCGCGGGUGCCGGCGACUCGGCCCCCACCGCGACCCACGCCGGGUCCUGCAGCGCCUCCUUGCCCGGCACCCUGGGCGGCUCUGCCGGCUCCGAUGACAGCUACGGGCUGGUGGCGCCCGCCACGGCCGCCUACCGCGAGGUGUGGCAGGUGAACCUGAAGCCCAAGGGCCUGGGCCAGAGCAAGAACCUGACAGGCGUGUACCGCCUGUGCCUGUCUGCGCGCACCAUCGGCUUCGUGAAGCUGAACUGCGAGCAGCCGUCGGUGACGCUGCAGCUCAUGAACAUCCGCCGCUGCGGCCACUCCGACAGCUUCUUCUUCAUCGAGGUGGGCCGCUCGGCUGUCACCGGCCCCGGCGAACUGUGGAUGCAGGCUGACGACUCCGUGGUGGCCCAGAACAUCCAUGAGACCAUCCUGGAGGCCAUGAAGGCGCUCAAGGAGCUCUUUGAGUUCCGGCCGCGCAGCAAGAGCCAGUCGUCUGGCUCCUCUGCCACUCACCCCAUCAGCGUCCCCGGCGCGCGCCGCCACCACCACCUGGUUAACCUGCCUCCCAGCCAGACGGGCCUGGUGCGCCGCACGCGCACCGACAGCCUGGCUGCCACCCCGCCGGCCACCAAGUGCAACUCAUGCCGGGUGCGCACGGCCAGCGAGGGCGACGGCGGCGCGGCGGCCGGGACCGGGGCGGCGGGCGGCAGGCCGGUGUCGGUGGCCGGGAGCCCCUUGAGCCCGGGGCCGGUGCGUACACCUCUGAGCCGCUCACACACCCUGAGCGCCGGCUGCGGCAACCGCGCGAGCAAGGUGACGCUGGCGCCGGCAGGGGGCGCCCUGCAACACAGCCGCUCCAUGUCUAUGCCCGUGGCGCACUCGCCCCCAGCAGCCACCAGCCCAGGCAGCCUGUCGUCCAGCAGCGGGCAUGGUUCGGGCUCCUACCCGCUGCCUCCGGGCCCGCACCCGCACCUGCAGCAUCCCCUGCACCACCACGCGGGCCAGCGGCCCUCCAGCGGCAGCGCUUCAGCCUCUGGCUCCCCCAGCGAUCCCGGCUUCAUGUCCCUGGAUGAGUACGGCUCCAGCCCUGGGGACGUGAGAGCCUUCUGCAGCCACAGGAGCAACACGCCUGAGUCCAUCGCCGAGACGCCCCCUGCCAAGGAUGGGAGCGGGAGCGAGCUAUACGGGUACAUGACCAUGGACAGGCCUCUGAGCCACUGUGGCCGCCCCUACCGUCGAGUCUCAGGGGAUGGAGCCCAGGACUUGGACAGAGGGUUGAGGAAGAGGACUUACUCCCUGACCACACCUGCCCGGCAGCGGGCGGUGCCCCAGCCCUCCUCUGCGUCCCUGGAUGAAUAUACCCUGAUGCGGGCCACCUUUUCUGGCAGCUCUGGCCGCCUCUGCCCAUCCUGCCCCACAUCUUCUCCCAGAGUGGCCUAUCACCCUUAUCCUGAGGACUAUGGUGACAUUGAGAUUGGGUCCCAUAGGAGCUCCAGCAGCAACCUGGGCACGGAUGAUGGUUACAUGCCCAUGACCCCUGGAGCGGCCCUCAUGGGUGGUGGCAGUGGCAGCUGCAAGAGUGAUGACUACAUGCCCAUGAGCCCCACCAGCGUGUCUGCCCCGAAGCAGAUCCUGCACCCACGGGUUGCUGCUGCAGCUCUGCCCCCCACCGGCCCUGCAGCGCCGGCACCCACCAAUGUGGCCGGCAGGGCCUUUCCGGUGAACAGGGCCAGCUACAAGGCUUGCUCCCCGGCGGAAAGCUCUCCUGAGGACAGUGGCUACAUGCGCAUGUGGUGUGGCUCCAAGCUGCCUACGGAGAGCACCGACAGCAAGCAGCUUCCCAACGGGGACUACCUCAACAUGUCCCCCAGCGACGCGGGCACCGCGGGAACCCCACCCGACUUCUUCACCGCAGCCUUGCACGGCGCUGGAGAGAUGCUCAGGAGCGUCCCUGGCUACUGCUACAGCUCCUUACCCCGCUCCUACAAGGCUCCCUACACCUGCAAUGGGGACAACGACCAGUACGUGCUCAUGAGCUCCCCCGUAGGGCGCAUUCUGGAAGAGGAGAGGCUGGAGCCUCAGGCCAGCGUGGGGACCACGCACCCGGCCAGCAGCGUGGUGGCUGGGGUGGGUGGGGGCAGCCACGCUCAGCCUCCUCACUCCGUAGUGCCUUCUGCAGGGAGGCAGAGUGGCAGCGGCAGUGGCCGCCCCGAGGGCUUCCUGAACCAGCGCUGCCGGGCAGUGAGGCCCACGCGCCUGUCCCUGGAGGGGCUUCAGACCCUGCCCAGCAUGCACGAGUGCCCCCUACCGCCCGAGCCCAAGAGCCCGGGCGAGUACAUCAAUAUUGACUUUGGCGAGGCUGGAGCGCGCUUGUCGCCCCCGGCCCCUCCGAUGAUGCUGGCUUCGGCAGCCUCGUCGUCCUCGCUGCUGUCUGCCAGCAGCCCAGCCUCGUCCCUGGGCUCUGGCACCCCGGGCACGAGCAGUGACAGCCGGCAGCGCUCCCCGCUCUCUGACUACAUGAACCUGGACUUCAAUUCCCCCAAGUCACCCAAGGCUGAGACCCAGAGCGGGGACCCAGUGGGCUCCUUGGAUGGCCUCCUGUCCCCGGAGGCCUCCUCCGGGUACCCGCCACUGCCCCCGCGCCCUGCCGCCCCCUCCUCCAGUUCGCAGCUGCAGCCACCUCCGCCACCCCCUCCAGGGGAGCUGUACCGCCUGCCUCCUGCACCCACAUCCCAGGGCCCCAGUGCUGCCUCCUCUUCGUCCUCGGAGACUGGGGACAAUGGUGACUACACCGAGAUGGCCUUUGGCGUGGCUGCCACCCCGCCGCAACCCAUCGUGGCCCCCCCAAAGCCAGACGGUGCCCGCGUGACCAGCCCCACGUCCGGCAUGAAGAGGCUGAGUCUCAUGGAUCACGUGUCGGGGGUCGAGGCCUUCCUGCAGGCUGGCCAGCCCCCAGACCCCCACCGGGGGGCCAAGGUCAUCCGUGCAGACCCACAGGGAGGCCGCCGCCGCCACAGCUCGGAGACCUUCUCCUCAACCACCACUGUGACUCCCGUGUCGCCGUCCUUUGCUCACAACCCGAAGCGCCACAACUCGGCCUCCGUGGAAAAUGUCUCUCUCAGGAAAAGCAGUGAAGGGAGUGGCAGCGGCGUCCUCGGUGGGGGUGACGAGCCCCCUGCGUCCCCUCGCCAGCCGCAGCCACCCCUCCCCCAGCAGGCGCGGCCAUGGACACCAAGUCAGCCUGGGGGCCUGGUUGGCUGCCCCGGGGGCAGUGGCUCUCCCAUGCGCAGGGAGACCUCAGCUGGCUUCCAGAAUGGUCUCAACUACAUUGCCAUCGAUGUCAGGGAUGAGCCGGGGCUAUUGCCGUCCCCACAGCAGCACCCACACCUGCAUCCGCAUCCGCAGCCAGGCGACAAGAGUGCCUGGAGCCGGACCCGUAGCCUCGGGGGUCUCAUCAGCACUGUGGGGGCCAGCAGCACCGCUGGGGUGUGUGGGGGUCCAGGCCCUGGAGCGCUGCCCUCCAACACCUAUGCCAGCAUUGACUUCUUGUCCCAUCGCCUGAAGGAGGCCACCAUUGUGAAAGGCUCCUGUGUCCUCCUCUUUCCUCAAAGACUUUGACAAGAACAGUCAAAGCAUCUUUGAGUUGAAUGUGAAGCUUCCGAUUCAGGGAACUAUUAUUUGUUGUUGUUGUUUGUUUGUUUGUUUUUUGGCCCCAAACAUUUCUUCUUUCCCACAGUCCUCUUCCCACCUAUUAACGUUGGACAUGCUCUCCAGGUCCCCACCUGAAACCCAUCUUCUUGAUCUGAGAGUGGGAAAGUUCUGCUCGGAAGGGCCCUGAAGUUCUGACUUCUCCCAGGCUUGUAACCUUCAUUUUUCUCUUUGUUUUCCUGGAGCAGGGCCCCAGCUGAUUCUUGCUGAGCCUCAAAGUUUAUAAAAACAGGCUCGAAAGUCACUUAGGAAAUGAGCAUCCAUUUUUGUGGCCGCUAAAGGGAACAGUUAACCAUUUACAGUUUGCACAUAAACUAUAGGGGCUUUUCCAUUAGAGACAUUCCUUUUCUCCUAAGGGGCUGAAAUAGUAAUGCUGCUUAAACACAACUUAAAAGCAGUGGUUCUCAAACCUGAGCACACCUGGGAGUCACCUGGAGAGGCUGCUGAAACCAGCAUGGCUGGGCUGUGUAAAGUCCCAGGGAUUCUGAUGCAGUAGGUGUGGGGUGUGGCCCAGAAUUUGCGUUUCUAAGAAAGUCUCCAGGUUGUGCUGCUGCUGCUGUCCUUUGAGAACCCUCUCCCAGGUUAGACCCACCCGAGGAGGUAUGAAAAAUAACCUAUGAGGCCUCACGCCAGACACUCAAGUAAAACAUCCAGUGGGCAGAGUGGAGGCAGGAGCGUUUUUCCGUUGCCCAGGUGAUAAUAUGCAGCCAGGAUUUAGAAUCAGUGCUUUAGAGAAAACAAGUGAAGACAGCAUCAUGGGGCUUUUCAAGAACAAUCGGAUAGGCUGGUGCCCCGUAUUGUUCUUCACAUUCUCAUCAAAUAUCCAUGAGGAGAGAGAGACUGCUUGCUUUGCAGCUGGCGGUGCAUUCUGACUGUUUCAAACUUUGAAUGAUGUGGGGGAGAGAGAAAUAAAGGGGUGAGGGAUGUUCCAGGGUUUCUUCUUUAAUUGUGUAGCUGAUUCUCUGCAGGGUUGCUAGUAACAUAGAGGCACUGUGGGAACCACAGAACACAUAGUGGUGGAUGCUGUUCUAAGGUCAACAGUCUGCCGGGGUUACAACAAGGUGAUGAACAAGGUGGCUUAGGGAUCCAUAUGCCAUUUUCUUUUUCUUUUUUUUCUUAGAGUAAACAGAUCAGUUUAAUGCUGUCUAAAUGCAGCAUGUGUUUGAUAAUAUCCAUGGGAUUUAAAAUUAUAGCUGUAGGGUAAGUGCCCUGUUAUUGUAAUAGAACAGAGAAAAAGCUAUUUACGUUUUUAUUAAAACCAUAGAAUGAAAGAUGAAAAGAGUCACAGAAUUGUAAGGGAUGUGGUGCUUCAGUAUCUAAUUAAAUCAAUUGGAAGUUGUCAGAAUGUUUCCCUUAAAUGGUGACUCUCAGCUGAAGGUCAUUUUCCUUGGAGUUACAAUAGGCACUACAGGUACUUCGGAAAAAUUGCUAGUGUGUCAUGGAGUUAAGGAUUAGCUGCCUUUCAAGACAUAAACCAUAUAAACACACCGUAUAACUGGAAUCAAGUGGUGGUGGUGGGGGGGUGUACACACACACAUUUUAUUGGUAUGCCCAAAUGGGUAUAUGCCACAGUGAACAUGAAAGUACAUUUUGCUGAAAUCUGAUUCUAAUCAGAAAAACAGUCUGAGAACAUAACACCUUUUACUGUUUUUGGUGGAGUAGGCGGUAAAAACCUGGACUGGAUUCAGGAGGGCCCCAGGAGUGGGUUCUUGUAGUAACAGGAGGAGUGAGCUGGAGUGUGCUUGCGACUGCAGGCCUAAAAGGAGUCGAGGCCUUUUUGAUAAAGUAGAUACAUUGAGAAACGUGAUUCGUGUAUGAUAUAAUGCCCUUUUCAGACUAGGGAAAAUUUUAAACGGCAAGAGAUAAGUUUAGCUAGGGACCCUGUUUAGCUUGUUUUGUUUUAAGAUUUCCCACCAGUAUAAAAUUCCUUUCAACCUAUAGGAUUCAGGAUUCUGAAAUCAAAACAGCAGUUUGUAUGUUUCAUGGUGGCUGAACAAAGAUGAGGGAUCGUUUUGGUUGCUGUUUUUCCAAAGUCUGUGUGGUAAACACCAUUUUAAGAAGGAAAAGGGUUCUUUUUAAACAAAAUUGAUAAUUGCAAUUGAUCCGUUGUGCCAAACCACAUUUUUUUUUUUAAAAAGGAUCACAUGCCAAAAUGGGUUUCUAGUAAACUCAUUUGAACACAGAGAACAGUAGAAUAGGAAAGAGGAGGGUGUCAUCUUAAUUAAUGUGCAGACUAAACUGUGGUCUGUGAAGCCAGGCAAACAUUUAGAAACUCAGAAUGAGCAUCCACUUGUAUUUAACUCAUGUAUUCCCGUAGACAUUUGUUUGGGGUGCUCAUAAAUAAAAAGCUCACAGAAGAUGAAUAAUUUAAUCCUUGGAGAGAAUAAUUUCUAGAAGGAAGACGUGCAAAGCAUUUCUUUGAAGAUGAACUAGAAAAAGAACUUCCUGGGUUAUUGCGUGCACUGCUCUGGCUCUCAGAAGUGGCAUAUGUUUAUUUCCACAUCGAGCUUAUCGGGUUCUGCAUGGGAAAACCGCACUGCUUAUACUGAAGCAGAAUCAUUUGGGGGCCCUGAGUAGUGUUUGGUAUUUGCAUAAGUGGUGACCAAGACUAAGGUUCCAGCAAUCUUUGAUAGUUGUUUACAAUAUAAUUGGGAGUGGGGGUUAGGUUUCAAUGCUCAAGCCAAUUAAAAGUUAGUACACUUGAGAUAGAUGUACAUAAUGUAGACAUAUUAGUCCAGAGAAAAUAAAAAUUUAAGUCUAAAGUUUGCAUCUCAUUUGUAAGUAGGGGAGGUUAUUUACCGUGUGUUUUAUGUGUGUGUAUGUAGAAAAAUCCAACCAAUCUGUUAGCCUGUAGUUGUUGGGGAAGUUGGGAGUAUGUUACUGAAUUUACUAUGCUUUAAAACUACUUCUAAAAAUUAUCUCUUACAUAUUUUUGUAUUUUGAUUAUAGAUUGGUACAUACCAAAAAUAAGGUAUUUUAAUGUUCGUUUUUAGUGGGAUUUUUAUUCUAAAACUGUUUUUUCUAUGUGUACAAGGCAGAUUAGGUAAGAAUUGCCAUUGGAAGCAUCUGUAUUUAAAUUAUGUUUGAGUAAAAGGGUCUGUUUAUUCAUAGCCUAUGGUAAAAGAAUCAUGGAAUAAGAGGAAUGUUUCCACAGGAACAGUGCAGUCAGGAUGUAUGUUUAAAAGUAUUGCCUGCUGAAGUCUUAAAGCAAAGAAUUUGAACACUUUCAGAACGCCAGUGAGAUUGCUUGACAAACAAUACCCCUUAUUUUUUCUGUGGUGCAUGUUUUUCUGCUUUAGCUGGAUAGCUUUGUCAUAAUAGGAUAAUAAUGUGCCCUGCUUCUACCCUAUUCAUAGUUGUCUAACGAAGAUGCUAAUGAAAACACAGAGGCUUUCGUGAAUGAAAGUCACAUGACUUGUUCUAUUUCCUUUAUUGAAAGAGAAACCUUUACAAAAAUAGUACUUCGUAGAAGGAAGCAUACAUAGUAUGUGGAACACUAAACCAGAAAUCAGGAAACCAGGUUUCCAGUUGCUGAUCUUAAUUAGUCUUUGUGUGACCAGAGGGAAGCCAUUUAAUCCCUCUUUCUCACUUUCUCCAUCUGUAAAAUGGGAUCAUUAUAAGCCUCUCCCUUCAGUGUCACAGGGCCACUGGGAGGGCCAGGAGAUAGUAAACAUUAACAGUGGUUAAGCUCUUCUAAAGAAAUGUGCUAACACAUCUAAUGACGCUAUUGACUCUUGUUACCUUGAAACUGUGAGAAUAUACAGGAAAGAUGCUUUUGUAAAUGGGUGUUCUCUUAGAAAAAGACAAAAACUCAUAGUUGUCUGAAUGGAGCCAAUCAAUACCUAUUUAAGAAAUGUUUGCCUUUUCUGUUUGAUUGCUAGUUCCACCUCAGUCUCCAGGAACCACUGUUUUUUCCCCUCUUUUUUUUUUUUUAACUUUUGUGUUUUUUUUUUUUUCCAUAGAUCAUUAUCAAUUGUAAGGAAAGAGUGUCUUAAAUUACAUAAUAAAAUAACAAUUAAGGAAAAUAGUGCCCUAAUCCUAAAACUAUACUAAGACCAUAUUUUUGAUUACCUUUUUUUAAAUUUGUUUACAUAUUAAGAGAUAUCGUCAAAUGGUGUCAAGAUGAAAAUGUAUAAUUAGAAUAUACAUUUAUUUAAAUUGACAGUUUGGGUUCUUCAUGCUGGCUGCAGUGAAAGGCAAACACAACUCUUAAACUUUCAUUAGUUGAAUCAUCCAUUGUUCAACCCCGGAGUUUCACUCUUUGGGGUUGAUUUAAUUAGAAUGGUCACCCCUGCACUGUUUUAAUUUGUUUGGUUGUCAAACAUUAGGAAAAACUUGUAGUGUAUGGUUCUUCUGUAGUUCCACAGACACACUCCCCCCCCCCCCCAAAAAAAAGGAAUUUUAUUAGAUAGUUAAGGUGUUAUAUCCUUUAGAACUAUUAGUAUUUAAAUGAACGUCUUUCUGAAGAGGAUAACUUGCAGAAGUUUUAUUAACAGCUCAGGUAUAAUGGGUUUUCUGUUAAAAUUCCCACUAAUGCAUUUUCUGUAGAAGCAUAGUUCCAAGAGCUAGUUAACUUUUGGUAUCAGAUUUGGCAAGUGGAGAGGUUUCUUUGUUUUGUUUUUUUUGGGUAGCACAGAAUCAAGUGUUCCCAUUUCACCUUAGAAACUUAAGGGAAAAUGUAACUUUACUCUUUUAUCUGCACUGCCAAGUAGAGUGGGGGAAACACUCGGAGGUAAGCAAAGCGCUACGCCCUGCCCCAAAGGCAGCCCUUCACUGGGGCCACUAGUGGGGACUUCUCUGCAGACUGUACUGCAGACAGGCAGAAUGUGUAUCUCUAUACAAGUCAGGCAAGGCAUUUUCAUGUUGCCGUUUUAGUAGACAAAUGGAAAAAAAUUCCCGAACCUCCGUAAUAAUCAGUUCAUGCUAUUUGUCAGUGGCAGGUUUUGUGAAAACAGAGCUAUCCAAAUUUAAAUGAGAACAUUCUUUCUGUGUUAACUUGGUUGGUUUGAAUGUGUUCUUAGGGACUGCAGUGGUUAUUUUGAAUCAUUCACGGUAGAUUAUUAUAGACAGUUGAUUGGUUGGUUUUUUGUGAACUGGUGAAGUUAUCACUCAAGGUGGAGGAAAUGCUGAGAUUGAUCAUUGCUACUCAUUAUUCGAUUUCUUUCUAGAUAGGUACAGAGACUUAUAUUAACUAUGCACUGAAAUAAAAGGCACAGAAGAAAGUUUGACUAGAGAGAGUUAGAGUUUAUGUUGCAUAUUGUUUGGUGGGCACAAGGAAUACAAUAUACUUCUCUGCAUGGUAUUGGAGCUGAAUUCAUUGAAUUUUGCUGAAAUAGAAUCUGGUUAAAACUUUUAGGCUCCCGAUAACAUAGUCAGUUUAGGGAUUCUGAUUUCUUCAGAGCUAGAAAAAUAUUAAAUUUGCAGAAAGUCACUUCUACAUGUCCAGAAACUUUAUAAAACGAGCAAGCAAAUGCAUCUUUAAACUUGGCCUGUAUUUGUGAAUGUGACAUAGUGCUUUUUCUAUGCAAAUGUAAAAGUAGUUACUUAAAUCAGUCUAUCUUUUGCCUCCAAAUUCUAAGUAUAACUAACAACACCAAAACUUGGUGGGCAAUGAAUGAUUUUGAAAGGACGCUAUUGAAAUUGGAGACGACAAAAAUGUAACCAUUAUUCUGAUCAAUAUAUUUUUUUAUUCUGGUCAAUAUUGAAAGAUAAGUGCAAGCCCGUCUCCCCUUUGCAUCAGAAUAUUUGCCUAAAAUUCAAAAAGGUGUUUUUCUUUACUUCAUAGUGUUAAGACAUUUUUAUAUGUACAGUAUCACAUAACAUCCAAAAACCUUAUGACAUAGACAGGGCCACUUGGAGCCCCAAUUUUUAAAAUAAGGAACCUUCAGCUUCAAGAGGGCUAGUGAUUUCCCCAAGAUUCUCAAGCCAAAGGGAAUAGUGUUGGGCUUCAUACAAAGAUGCUGUUUCACCAGCAUUUUCCUAUAACAUUUUGUUUUUUAUUUCACUUGGGUGAUAAUUUCUCUGUGUGCAUUAUUCAUUGGAGUAAAAUGGAGACAGUUAAGCAGAAAGACCGGACAUUGAAGGAAAGUCCCCUCUGAAGAGUUUAGGAUUUAUACUGCUUUCAGGGUUCUCAUAUUGUCAGGGAUUUUAGGGUCAAAUCAAGUUGGUUGGUUGGUCAUCUGUUCAGGGUGCUUUUUGUUUGUUUGUUUGUUUGUUUUUAGUCUCGCUUCCAGGACUUCUAGUGGUCUGCAAGGUGGAAAACUUACAUUCAUUCUCCUGUUUUUUGUUUCAGAAAAGCAAACUAUAUAUAUUAUACUUGAUAAGAUACCUCCCCAUCACUACCACCACCAAAUACAUUAAAACUCUUUCCACACAGUGUAGUGACAACCAGGGAAAAAUACAAGGUCGUUUUGAGGGAAAAGGGUAGGGGAACCAUUGGCAUUAUAAUGUAACUUAUUUUUAAGGUUGUGAAAACAGAGCCCAAGGGAGGUCGGGAGUCUUUUCCAAGGUCACUGAUUUAAUUAGUUGGUAGGGAUGUUUGUAAAUAUUAUCAAGAAAGAAUAGGGAAUUCUCUGUCUCUGUAGGUCUUUGUGUACCGAUGAAUAACUUUCUCCCAGGAUAUGGCUUGUUCCCUCUAGAACAUUUAGUAUUUGGGGAAGUGGUAUCCAUCUUUUUACUUCGGAA
Myotis daubentonii (Daubenton's bat) is the source of this 11352-nucleotide messenger RNA. RefSeq names its product insulin receptor substrate 2 (gene IRS2). Gene Ontology annotation, biological process: insulin receptor signaling pathway. NCBI's taxonomy places the organism in Eukaryota, Metazoa, Chordata, Mammalia, Chiroptera, Vespertilionidae. Gene Ontology annotation, cellular component: cytosol; plasma membrane. The record is from RefSeq and is a predicted model, not a curated record. Gene Ontology annotation, molecular function: insulin receptor binding; phosphatidylinositol 3-kinase binding.